Molecule: messenger RNA, 2103 nt
Organism: Gavia stellata (red-throated loon)
Lineage: Eukaryota; Metazoa; Chordata; Aves; Gaviiformes; Gaviidae
Product: acyl-coenzyme A thioesterase 1
Exons: 3
Coding region: 1-1425 (474 amino acids)
Biological process (GO): fatty acid metabolic process; acyl-CoA metabolic process
Molecular function (GO): fatty acyl-CoA hydrolase activity
Source: RefSeq, a predicted model, not a curated record
AUGUGGCAGGUCACUGCCCGCUCCCUGUGCCGGGCCAGCUCCCGCGCCUGGCAGAGGCGGCUGCCCUGGCCCGGCCCCAGCCCCACGCCGGCAGCCCCGGGGCGCGGCAGCCCCGCGCGGACUCCCGGGAUGGCCUCCGCCCGCGGCCUCGCCGCCGUGGCCCCCUCCAUCCGCCUCUCGCCCGCCGCCCGCAGCCUCUUCGAUGAGCCGCUGGCCAUCGCCGUGCAGGGCCUCGGCCCGCGGCAGCAGGUCACGCUGCGGACCUCCUUGCGAGACGAAAUGGGCGAGCUCUUCCAGGCCUGCGCCCGCUACCAGGCGGGGGACGACGGGGAGCUGGACCUCGCCCGCUGCCCCGCGCUGCCGGGAGGCAGCUUCUCCGGCCUGGAGCCCAUGGGGCUGCUCUGGGCUUUGCAGCCCCAGAAGCCUUUUAGGCGGCUGGUGAAGCGGGACGUGCAGCGCCCCUUCCUCCUGCAGCUGGAGGUGCUUGAGGGUCACGGGGAGCCCCCCGGGCGGCUCCUGGCCCAGGCGCAGCACGAGCGGGCGUUCCUGCGGGACGGGGUGCGGAGAGUCCCGGUGCGAGAGGGGAGGAUCCGGGCGACGCUUUUCCUGCCCCCCGGAAAUGGCCCCUUUCCAGGAAUUAUUGACUUGUAUGGAACUGGAGGAGGACUCCCUGAAUACAGGGCAUGCCUGCUGGCCAACUACGGCUUUACCGUGCUGGCUCUGGCUUUCUACAGCUAUGAAGAUCUCCCCAAAGAGAUGAAGGAAUUCCACCUGGAAUAUUUUGAAGAAGCUGUAAACUAUAUGUUACAACACACCCAGGUUAAAGGUCCGGGGAUUGGGUUGCUUGGAAUCUCGAAGGGGGGUGACCUGUGCGUCUCCAUGGCCUCCUUCCUAAAGGGCAUCACGGCCACCAUCCUUAUCAACGGCUCGGUGGCAAAUGUGGGUGCAUUGCUCCGCUACAAGGACGUCACCAUUCCACCCCUUGGUGUCAAUGCAAAACGCAUCAAGGUCAACGAGUCUGGGAUUGCUGAUAUUGUAGAUGUACUGAACAACCCGCUAGAAGGGCCUGACCGCCAAAGCUUUAUCCCUUUGGAGAAGGCCGAGUGUCGCUUCUUGUUCAUUGUUGGCCAGGAUGAUCGCAACUGGAAAAGUGAAUUCUUUGCAGUUGAGGGGAGCAAACGUUUGCAAGCUCACGGGAAGGAAAAGCCUGAGAUAAUCUGUUAUCCUGGAGCAGGGCACUACAUUGAACCCCCCUUUUUCCCGAUGUGUGCAGCCUCAAAGCACCUGCUAGUUGGCAAGCCUGUCUUGUGGGGAGGGGAGCCCAAGGCACACUGCGAGGCACAGGUAGAUGCUUGGCGGCAGAUCCAAGCUUUCUUCCGCAAACACCUCACAGGCAAGCCGUCUGGAACAUCCAGUAAGCUGUGAUGUGAGUUAGGUUACUUUACAGAUGAAGAUGCUGGUGUUUCAAGUUUGUUUUGUUAAAUGGCUCUGAGUGAGAGCAAAGAACAUCAGAGAAUAAGCUAUUUGGUUUCUUGGAGGAUGGUGGUGGGCGAGAGCAUGAGAGCUGCUUCCUUUUAACACCCUCCUCUAACCUUGGCUGGAGGUCUUGGCCUCUUGUUGUGUGUAGAAUGGGAUUACAAGCUGUGGAAAAAUGGCAGUGGUGUGGCUGGGUCUGCUUUGAAUGCGAAUUUAAGCGGAAGGUAACUCGUCCAAGCUGAGAACUGGGGUGAACACUUGCCUCGGCUUUCUCAGAGGAAACACGUUGUGUGCCAUUGCCCUUUCCAGAGCCAGCUUUGUGCUCUAGUUUUUCUGAAGGCAGUCGUUCUCUCUUCCUGCCUCCAGUAAUCUUUCCGUUCUCCCUCUGCGCUUCCCUCUCCUUCCUUGCUCCUUCCUCUUCUCCCACAUCACGGGAAUGCGUCUGCUGUAACACUUAAUAUCCGGGGAUUGUCAGUAGUGUUUGGCACCCAAGCGUGAGUUUGAAAGAAAAAGCGCUGCACAUCACUCGUGGGACGCUGGUGAGUUUGCGUUGUCGUAUAAAAACAAGUUUCUGACGUAUCGGUGCCUUACAACCGCCAGCUGAGUGGACGUAGCCUAUGCGGCUGU